Emiliania huxleyi CCMP1516 is the source of this 2112-nucleotide messenger RNA. RefSeq lists its product as hypothetical. Gene Ontology annotation, cellular component: Golgi apparatus. The record is from RefSeq and is a predicted model, not a curated record. The transcript has 9 exons. The coding region runs from base 1 to 1896 and encodes 631 amino acids. NCBI's taxonomy places the organism in Eukaryota, Haptophyta, Isochrysidales, Noelaerhabdaceae. Gene Ontology annotation, biological process: Golgi organization.
AUGGGCGCCGGCGCCGCCAAGCAGCCGACAGCGCCCCUGCUGGACCGGCUCACAGGCCGAGAGCCCAUCCCAUCGGACGAUCGCUUCUGGCAGGAGCUGCUGGCGUCGGCCGUCUCUUUGCCCGCCGGCAGCUCUGUGGAGGACGUCACCGCCAUCUCGAGAGCGUACUGUGCGGAGCUGGUGCGGAACAACCCACGCAGCGGCAACUUUGGGGCGCUGGCGGCUGCGAUGGCCGAGCGGCUCGGCCGCGCCACAAGAUCGGCGGCGACCGACACUGAGAUGCAGCAGGCGUGCGGCGCCGUGUUCCUCCUCCGGACCUUCCUCAAGCACAUGCUCGAGACGCUCGAGCCGGAGGACGCGCUGCUCGGCGCCGCGGCGAGUUGCCGGCUGGAUGACGUGUCGUACGCGCUGCACAUGGAGGUGCUCGCCGCGCUGACCGUCUGCCUCUCCGCCCAGCUCUUCUCCGAGCUCUCCGCCUCCGUGCCGCUGCCGACGGUGACGGCGGCGCUCGGCGCGCCUCCGCCGCUCGCAGAGGCGCUCGUCGCGCGGCUGCUCAAGCUCUACAUCGACCAGCCGCCACGGCCAGCCAACCCCGAGGGGCGGCUGCUCGGCUCGAUCGGCUCGAUGCUCUGGCUACCGCUCCAGGACCGCCGCGCCGGCCUUGCGGAGCCGCCGGUCGAGCUGGCGGACCGGUCGCUGCAGGUGCUGCUGCUGCUGACGCAGCACCUUCCUCCCGCCCUCUUCCCCGACCCGAUGCUCUCCAACCACUUUCUCGCCGCGCUGCGGUGCGUGGGAGAUGCCGACUCGGCGUGCGGCAGCGGCGCGGAGGCGGAAGAGGGGCGCGCGAGGCAGGGCGCGGGCUUCUCGGACCUGCAAGAGGACCUCGCCGCCCUCACUCGGCGCCCUCCGCUGUGGGCAGGCAACCGCGAGCUGCUCGACCACGCGCUCUCGCGCUCGGACCCGGACGCGCUGCUGCUGCCGCUCCUGAGGACGCUGGCCGGCAUGCUCUCGCCCGCGUGUCGGCUGCGCACGUCGCGGGUCUACAUGCUGCUCAUCAUCCUGCUGAUGCUCUCGCAAGACGGCGGCUUCGUCUCGACCGCCCACGCCGUGAUGCUGCCCACGGAGCGGCUGCUGCACGACAUCUCGGUCGGCUCCCUGCUGGUUGUGGUCCUCGUCCGCACCACCCAGUACAACCUCUCGCGCUUGCAAGACCUCUACGCGCGCUCCCUCGUCACGCUCUACGACGUCCUCGCGCGCCGCUUCCAGAAGCUCGAGGCGAGGCGGGCGCACGCGUCGCCGGCGCUCGGCUCGGCGGCUGACUUCCUGCGCAUGGCGCUCGAGGUGCUCAACGUGGCGCUGGCGGCGCAGGCGGGCCUGCAGCAGAACGAGCACCUCGUGUACGCGAUCCUCGAGAGGCAGCGCGUCUUCGCGCCGCUGCGCGGGCACGAGCUCUUCUGGGACCUGAUCGAGAACGUCUUUCGCGUGAUUGACCACUUUGGUGCCGGCUUGAGCGGGCAGGGCCCGGCUUCCACCAAGGAGUCGCCGCUGCAGCUCGACAAGGACAGCGACCGGCGCACGCCGCCGCUGCCCACGACGGCGCGCUCCUCCUCGGGGAGCGACGGCGUGUGGAGCGUCGACCUGGCCGACAGCCUCGAGCACGUGCCGGACCCGCGCUUCACGUACGAGCAGGAGAGCGCGCCGGAGGAGUUCUUCACGCCCUACAUCUGGUCGCUCGUGCGCGACCGGAGCGGGCUCGUGUGGGACCCCCUUCGCGUCGUCUUGCUCGCCGAGGAGCUCGACGACGAGCCCGCGGACGCGCUGCCCGCGCUCUUGCAAGGCGUCGACGUCGUGGAGGACGUGGACGAGCACGCCACCGCGCCGGGGCCGCCCGCCUGAGAGCGGGGCUGCUUGCCCUCCUGCAUGGGGCGGGGCGGAGAGGGCGACGCGGCCCACAAACUAGGGAGGGGCCCGCAGGCCUUAUAGUGGCGCGUGCGCGGCCGAUCUCGCGAAUGUGCUCCGUUCUCAGAUUCAUCAUCGGACGAGACACGCGAGAUGCCAUGACUGACGAGCGAGGUGCUAGAAGGGUCAUUUUUAUGUUCUAUUUUUAUGCUU